Molecule: messenger RNA, 5908 nt
Organism: Silurus meridionalis
Lineage: Eukaryota; Metazoa; Chordata; Actinopteri; Siluriformes; Siluridae
Gene: rlf
Product: RLF zinc finger
Exons: 8
Coding region: 122-5677 (1851 amino acids)
Biological process (GO): regulation of transcription by RNA polymerase II
Cellular component (GO): nucleus
Molecular function (GO): DNA binding; DNA-binding transcription factor activity, RNA polymerase II-specific
Source: RefSeq, a predicted model, not a curated record
CCUCUCCCUCAGACAACUCCUCCCUCCUCUUCCCACCCACCCACGCUUUUCAGUCGAGGCCCACUGUUGGCUGGGAUCACGUGACCCGCCGAAUGCGUACGCGCCGGGGCCAGGAGUGAAGAUGGCGGACGAGAGCGCGGACGGGGAUUCGGAUCGGAGCAGCCAAGGCUGGGCGGGCGGGGACACGUUUUACGCCAUGGAGGGUUUGCAGGCGACCCUGCAGCACCUCGAAGCCACGUUGAGGCAGCGAGACAUCUCGGAGGCCUCGUCCACCGAGUACUGCGACAACUUCUGUCAGGCUCUGGUGCACUACGCCGGGAGUCGGAACUCUGUAGAGCACGGACUCACACUGCUGGAUGUCUACUGCCUCUCAAUCAACUGCUUUGCAUCAGCGAGGCCGCACCUGGCGUCCAGCUCAUCCAGCGUCGCCCUCGUUCUGAAGAGACUCGCACUGAGCUGCUUUGAGUUGUUUCUGUCCGUUCCUUCGAAUGAGAUCCCAUGUGAAGCCUGGCAGCAGUUUAACGGCUCUGUCCAGGCGGCGCAUGAAGCCAUGCUGGAGUAUGGGAGUACAGACCUCCAGGCGCUGGUACAGAUCACUGGAGAGGGUGGGGCAUGGGGUAACCCUGCCCUCGUUUCCCUCCUCACAGAGCAGCCUACAGAAGCUGAUAAAUUAAACGCCUACCUGGGUCUGGAGGGAGGGGACUUUUUGGAGAUGAGGAUCAAGCAUCUGGAGAAAGUCGGUGAGGUCGAGAAGGCCCUGAUCCUCACCAAAGCCUGUGGCAACUGCAGCUUGUUGCCCAAUCAGGCCACAUUUCGCCAAAAUUAUGUCACACAGCUCUGCCAACAACUGCCCAGCGAGGAGGCAAUUCUGCAGAUUUCCAGACUGGACGGCAAGGAUGUUUUAGAGAUCAUUUGCAACAUGGAGACAGAAGGUGAUGAGAACACGGCCUUCAUCCUUUGUACCACGUACUUGACGCAGCAGCUGCAGAAAGGAAACCUGUACUGCUCCUGGGAGCUGACAUUGUUUUGGAGUAAGCUGCAGAGGAGGCUUGACUGUUCCCUCGACUCGUUCCUCGAACGCUGCCUCCAAUUUGGGGCUAUAGCAAAGAUUGCCCACCAUCUGCUGUUCCUUAUUCGAGUAAUCCAAACUGAGGUAAUGCACCUUGGUCUGGCAGUGUCUGUUGAACUUUGUGUGAAAGCCCUUCAGCUGUUAAGGCAAGAGUAUCCAGAAACCAAAACCAUUGUCUGCAAAAAUGUGGCCUGUCUCCUCCCGGAUGAUUUGGAGGUGCUGCGAGCAUGCCAGCUGACCGAGUUCUUUUUAAGCCCCUCUCCAGAGGUGUUUGCAGGCCUCGAGGAGCUCUACAAGCGUCCGGAUCAAAAGUAUGACGAGGAAAACGCUAUAAUCCCAAAUUCAUUACGGUGUGAACUGCUGCUUGCACUCAAAGCCCACUGGCCAUGCGACCCAGAGUUUUGGGAUUGGAAGACUUUAAAGUGCUAUUGUAUGAAGUUGCUUGGACUGGAACUCGAGGAAGACGAUAGUCCUGUGUUGGAAAACAUCAACAGUGUCACGACUGGGAUAAACAGCGAGAAAGAACUAGAUGAUGAUGAUGAUGAUGAUGAUGAUGAUCACGAGGUUGAAGAAUACAGCAGUUCUGACGAGGCGAACGAGCAUGACAAGGAAGAUGAAAAACGAAAAAGCUCUAGAGAUCUUCUUUGGACUUCGGAAAGAUCCAAAAGGUGGCUUCAGAACAAGGUGCGUUGUGAGAUAUGCCAGAAGGAUGUGAUCGAGUCACGGCUGUGUCAUCACGCCAGAAAGCAUGUGGAGAAUGGCGUGUGGAAGUGUCCUGUGUGCCUGCAAAAUUGCGGGAGCAAAUCCGAAUUUGUGCCACAUACCAAAAAACACCUCCAAAUGCCUGCGUGCCAUCUGAAAAGAAAGAAAGUUAAAAACAAGGUGAAAGCCAAACAAACGCUGGAAACGGACGUAUAUCAUUUGAAAGAGUUGGAACCUGGUGAGCUGCGUGUGGACCCAUUUUGUGGUGGGCCAGAGCACGCCGUAGAGCCACCUGCCGUAGUGCCUAAUAACGAAGCGGAUGAAGAUUACAUCACAUUUGAUUAUAUCAACAUUCACUAUAAGUUACAGGAUCGCGAGGUUUACAUAUGCCCUGCCACCGACUGUUCAAAAACGUUCAAGCUUUUCAAAUAUCUGGGCGUUCACUUGAGGAACGAGCACGAGGAGACGGACCCGAACGUAAAACAUUACGUCGAGAUGAGCAAUCGGCGCGAGAAGUGCACGUUCUGUCGGCGAACGUUCAUAACUGCGUAUCACAACCAGAAGCACCGGCGCAUACAUUAUGAAGAUUGUCCUUACACGUGCGUAGUUGCAGGUUGCAACGCUCGCUUCGAGUCAAUCAAUCAGCUCAUCAUGCACAAGCACAGACAUGGCUUCCGGCUCUCCUACCACUGUGAGCUGAACGGCUGCAGCCUCUCCUUCUGUGAUCUGGGGCAGUUAUACCACCACGAGGCGCAGCACUUUCGAGAUGCGGCGUACACCUGCCCCAGCCCGGGCUGCAAGAAGUUUUACUACUCUCGGCAGGAAUUUCUAAAACAUACAGACACUCAUGGCAUCACCUUCACAGAAAAGGACUUUGAGGCUCAGAGGAAAGCGAAAAGGAAACUUCUGCUGCCCGUUGUGGGGGAGGGCGACGGCUCAAAAGCAUCCUUUCAGCCAAAAACGGAAUGUGCAAACAGUGAACAAUCACAACACUCGGAAAGCAAAGACUCCACGGGUUUUCCGACACGUGUAGCCGUGUGUUUCGAUGGCAAAAAAUUUACCUGUGGCUUGGAAAAAUGUGGAAGGACAUUCAGCAAAGCCAGAGAUAUUCAAAAGCACUUAAAUAUUGUCCACCCCAACCAGUUGAGAAAGGAAAAUCCAGUAUGCAGAACGGUGGAAAACGAAAAGCAGUUAAAGGCUAAACCGGUAAAGGAGCCCGAUGGUCAAGAGAAAGGGCUUGCAAAAGGAUGUAGUCAAGAACAAGCUACAGAUGCUGCACUCUGUGAUAAAACACUUUCAACACCAAGUAGCCCUGCAUGUCUCAGCGGAAUGACUGGCGCUUUGACUGAAAUUGUCUUGGGGCUUAAUCAGCUAAGUCUUAAUAGUACCAUGACUAGACAAGUAAAUCAGAGUUUACACGCUUCAGGAUCGAAAGCGCCCCCGGUGACCUGCUCUAAAACUGCGAACGCUAUAACGCAAACCAAAGUAACGGCGAACAAGUCCGAGAUCGGGUCCUACCAAGCAGCUGCUGAUUUGAUGAGAAAGGAGGUAAAGGUAGAAUCCCUAUCUAUACCGGUUAAGGGUCUUUCUUCCAACCCCGACAAACCAGACAACAAUCUGCACAUAAUUAAACCUUUUGCUUGUGAAGUCGAAGGCUGCUUCUACAAAAGUGUUACAAGUCAUGCUCUGGUGCAGCACUACGUCAAAAAGCAUAACUACACCGACGAGACGGUGAAACAGAUGGACAUUUUUAACCCGCUCAAGUUCAAGCCUUUUAAAUGCCACCUAUGCUUUCGCGGAUACAAAGAAAAGAAAGAGUUGAAGUCCCAUUUGAUUCUGAAACAUAAUAUGAGCAAAGACAUGGCAGAGAAAAUUCUGUGUUCUUUGGCUGUAUUGGUGGAUCACUUCCCACCUUCAGCACUGAAGACCAAAGAGUUCUUUAUUGACCAAAAGGACGCACCUACCGGGCUUCUAAAUGGAGACCAUUAUGCCUGGAAUGUCAAAACUGAGAGAAUUAAUGGCAGCAUUAUGCCUAGACACAAGAGUGAAAACAACGGUUUGUCGUCACAAAAGGGCACCUACGUGGGCAAAAUACGUGUAGUAAAAUCCAACAGAAGGGUUAGUACACGUUUGAGGAGAAAGCUGAAGAUCGACGAAGACAAAACCUAUUGUUGUUUACACAAGGGCUGUGGCGCUGGCUUUUCGAAGAAGUUCAACCUUCUGCAUCACCUACAGACCGUGCAUUCCUACCGCUCCAAUCUUUGUUGGCAGAAGACUUUCCCUUGUAAGCAUGAAGGGUGUAAUAAGCAGUUUAACCACGUGUCGAGUCUGAACAGGCAUUACCGCAAAGACCAUCCGGUAACCGAGGAUCCCAUUCCGAGAUUCAAGUGUACCUUUCCCAAAUGCAAUGCCACCUACCACCUGAAGAGCAGCCUCCUGCGCCACACCAAUCUGAACCACCAGCAUCAGACUCAACCGAAGUCCACGGCUCCGACUUCUAUCGACAAGUUCAAAAACGUAUACAAGCACUUUGGUAGCUCUGGUCCUCUGGUGGUACGGCUACAAAAUACACACAAGAGAGAGACCUCUAAUAGUGGCUGCCAAAAAAAACUGAUCAUUACCUCCAGUUCUCAGUCCAAAAGGCAGUCUUUAAGAUGCCACCCUAAAGCUGAGGAGGAUGUUGAACACGAUGUGGAAACCACAGAGAAGAAACCAGGUGUCAAAAGUAUAACACCAAAGAAAACAAAAGGCAAGUCUGGAUACCGAACACCCGAGGAGGCUUUGCAGAUGUGUCAGGACCGUUGUUUACCAGAGGCUUACCCGUGCAUGGUUCAAAGCUGCAAUUCUGUGGUAUCUAGCAAGCGCAGCCUACAACGACAUUAUAUAAAGUGUCACAGAAUGCUUAACACCAAAGUGAGAAAGAAUAAAGACACCCUGUUUUAUACCGCAGAACAACUUGAAGAACUGAUACAAAAGAAAUCAGCGGUAUCUGCUUUGCCAGACCGGGCCCCUAAUGGAGUCCUCAAAAUGGAGUAUCAAGCCGAGACUGAGAACUCCGGCACGCCACACAUUCCCAUGAGCCUCCAUUCGGUCAACACCGAAAAAGUGAACCAAACCACGGCUUACUCGAGGGACACCAGUGCAAACUGCAGCGUAAUAAUCGGCACGGACGACCUGCUUUUUGGGAAGUCCAAUGGCCAAGCUGACACAGAGGAGCGAACAAAAACAGAGUCCCCUACUCCUCCACUUGUGCCCCCUCCACCCCUCGACCUUUCUCCACCAUCUACCCUGAAAAUAAAUGUCAACAAUACAUCACUGGACGUUACAAACAGAGAGAGCAAGACUGUCGGUGUUCCUGCCACCGUCUAUAUACACACAAAUGCUUCCUUGAUGCGUCAGCCUCUAUGGGGGAAAAUUUCAGAACUUUCUGAGCCAUUACCUUCCACACCUCAAAAAGACACUAACCUGGGUCAACGCGCGUUUGACAUGGCGACUUACAAGCCGCUGGGUUUCGAGUCCUCGUUUUUAAAAUUCAUCCAGGAGAACGAAGAGAAAUCUCAAUUCGACCCUGUGCGGACAGUGGCGGUUUUAAACCCAUGCUUCAAACCCGGCGUCGCUCGCCGACACGAGUCCUUCCGACACAACAACUCCGUCAAGGAGAACAACCUGAGAAAAUCCGCCAUCCGCCACAGUCGGAUGUCACACUUGUCCCCGCUUAAGUCUUUGCUUUCUAAAGAAGAAUGCAGUUCUAUCCAAAACCUGCGUUUUAUCCUGGAAAGAGCGUUAAUGGGCUGUGGUGACCAGGCAAUAAAGCAGCUUCAGUUCCUCAAGCCCGUGGUGGUCCUAGAACGACCCAAGUCAUCUGCUUCCCUGCUUGAUCUUCUUCCCUCUGAAACACAAGCGUAAACUGCACAAACCGCUACUUAGUCAUGUAGAGUUUUCAACUCAUGGUUUAUUUUUUUCCCUUUGUUUUUUUUUUUUUUGGUGAUCCAAAAUACUUCCACAGUAUUUUUUUUUUUAUGAUCAUUAUUACAAACUGGUUAUUUGCCAAACUGCAGAGGAUGAUGUACCAUGUUUGCUUACCAGUCACAUGUUUGUAUGUGUUCGAAGAGCAAAUAAAAAGAUCUGGGAAUUAAA